AGUCUACUCAAGACUCUUGCAAGAGAUCUCGGAUUCAUGCCCGUUUCCCGCUCUAUUGGUACAUUGUGAUUGGGAGAAAUAUGCUGGAGUGUAUCCACAGCACGUUGCAAAACUGGCAUUGUCGACACCUCGACGGAUACCCUCGAGGAGCACCAUACCGACAGUGAGCUCCUCGGAGCAUGCCACCAAGUCCUAACAUGCCCGAGAACCUGAAUCCCAGCGUCCGGGGUGAAGACCGUUGCGACCUGGACGUGUACUCCCUCUUUGGUGAAUCCGUGGAUGACACCAUUGCCGUCAACCCCGUUCACCCGCAGCAACCUCGCAAUAAUAACCUUCCACGCAUCUCCGUCAUGUCUAGACCGGAGCCCAGACAGUCUCCAGCCGGCCGAAGAAGCGCAGUGGUGUUGGAUGGCGAUAGACGAACGACGCGGCUGCAUUCGGAAGAAAACGAAGCCCCGUUCAGCGGUGGAAUCUGCCGACAGCUAGCUGCAAUGUACACGGACGUGGGGAUGACCACUGUCGAGCGUGUACGGUGGCUCUGUGGAUGGAUGAUUUUGGUGUACGCGCUUACGUGCUGCGCGUGGUUUGCGUGGCCAGCUUACUCUGUACCGUUGGUGGGCAUCCUCACGGGUACCGCUGGUUUACUCGCGUGUCAACGUCCGCACGAACAAAGCUACAUGCUGUACGUGUUGGCCUUCACAGCGUUAAAUUACGCGCAAAUAGCGCAACUCGUAUGGCUGGUAUUUAUUACGGUUUCUACGGAACUCGCGGUGAAGUGCAUCGAUGACUGUGCGAGCACCGAAACCAAUACAGUUUUCAUUGUGCUGCUGGUUGUAGCUACUGGGGUUUUCCACUGGAGAGUGGUGACGAUCACAAGACAAUACGUGCGGGAAUUCCGUAUGAUUCCACAUUUAACGGCUUGGAGGUCAGAAGCUUACUUCUACGAUGCCUCGUACUCUCGAGCUGCAGCUUCCUCGACGAUGGGGACAGAAUCCUCGGUUAGUGAUGCCUCGGUUGCUGUUGUUUCUGAGUCAGAACGCCAGUCAACAGUACCUUACCAUACAGACAACACCCAGUUAACACGACUGUGAUGUAUAGUGCGCGACUGAGAAUUGUCAAAUAGAUUCUGAUGGUUUGUUUAGGCAA
Phytophthora nicotianae INRA-310 is the source of this 1146-nucleotide messenger RNA. RefSeq lists its product as hypothetical. The transcript has a single exon. The record is from RefSeq and is a predicted model, not a curated record. Bases 180 to 1091 code for a protein of 303 amino acids. NCBI's taxonomy places the organism in Eukaryota, Oomycota, Peronosporomycetes, Peronosporales, Peronosporaceae.